CGAGUUCAGUGCACCUCGCAAGCGAUGGGCACUUUGCACGUCUGCUUCGCCGAUCUGCCGCAUUAUAAAAGUGCCACUUCAGCCAUAGCAGCGUCAUCCUUAACCACCCUAAGUCAAACCGGAGCACUGGCUGAACUAAGUGCAGCCAUGGACACCGCUAACUGCACUACAACAAUGACAGAGCAAACUGAACUCAGCAAGGACAUGCCACCAUGCAGCCUAUCGCCCGGAGCCAACAGUGCACACAGUACUUCGCCAACUCCACGCUACGAGCGCAACAUGAGCUUCUUUCACCAACUCAGCCGCCGCUUUGGCCUGCUGCGCUCCAGCGAUGACCCAGUUUUCAGCGCUGCCGAAGAUGACUCGACCGAUUCGUGUUCCUCGACUACAGGUGCAAUAAUGUCGAUGCAACGCUCAAUCGGUGUAUCUGCGACGUCAUCGUUAUGUGCGCCAAACGGCGAAAAUACUGUAAGCAGCAGUCGCAACAAUAACCAUGAAACACACUUGCAAACAAGUACCGCUUGCAUGAAGGACAGCCAAGGCUCGAGCAGUGAACAUAUUUCGUGCGCUUCCAGCGAGACGAGCAGCACAACCGAUAUGGAGGAACCACAAGAACAGCAGACACAUUCACCAACAGCUACUGCCAAAUUGCCAACAUUGAAGGAACGACCCCUCAGUGCACGAGCGAACUUAUCACGUUUUCAUCGCCGUUCCACAUCUUCCAUACGACGCGCAUUCGAAAGUUUCUCACUAUCAACACGUUCAUUAUCAUGCGGCGGAGCUACUUCGAAUAUCACGCCCCUAGCCGCAGAGCACACACAAUGCACCACCAACAACAGUAAUACAACUAUCAAAUCGGUACUCAAAUAUAAUUCUAAUAUUGAGUUAAAUAGAAAAUCGCAAACGGGAGGUGGUGGCUGUAAUACGUCAUAUUCCGCUUCAAGUUUACAUUUUUCGUCAGCAUCAAACAAAACUGCAGCGUCGGCGACAUUAAAGUCAUCGAAAGGCAAAACGAAGCCACCACCGCAACGUAUACUGCGCCAACCCAUCUCCUAUACGUAUCUGAAGGGCAUAUCCGGUCUACCGACGCAGCGAGUGCCUCGCAGCGCUGUCUGCUGUCAGUAUGCAAGGCGUUGAUAUUCCCGGCAUUGGCUUUCAGCAGCGUAGAAUAAAACUAG
Molecule: messenger RNA, 1178 nt
Organism: Anastrepha obliqua
Lineage: Eukaryota; Metazoa; Arthropoda; Insecta; Diptera; Tephritidae
Product: polycomb protein Scm
Exons: 1
Coding region: 25-1137 (370 amino acids)
Source: RefSeq, a predicted model, not a curated record